Messenger RNA from Phyllotreta striolata, 1275 nucleotides. The record is from the annotation of a GenBank genome assembly. NCBI's taxonomy places the organism in Eukaryota, Metazoa, Arthropoda, Insecta, Coleoptera, Chrysomelidae.
AUGACCACUUCUAGGGUAAUACGCGGCACGCGGGCCAAAGUGUUCUUUUAUAUUUGCGGAAUAUUGGUCCUAAUCGGCGUGAUAGCCUGUUAUAAUAACACUUUAUCACAAUUGGACGAUGUGAAGAAAUCCAACGAUUUGUGCCAUCAACAGGAGGAGAAUUUGUCCACGCAAUUGCAAGUCAUUUCGGAUUACAAAUUGAGGUUGGAAAAGAGCUUGAAAACAGAACAAGCCGAUAACCAGCAAAUCAAAGCGAACCUCGAAAACCAGUUGAAAGAAGAACGCAGCAAAUACGAGAGGGAUUCCAACGAUAUGAAACUAAAAUUAGGAUCGUUACAACAGCAUUUUAAUUUACUACAGACUCAAUACGAUGAUUUCAAAGAAGAGACUGCCAAAACUCAGAAGCAAGAACAGGAGGAGAUUAAUAAUUUAGAAGCGAGAAUCAGCGAAUUGUUAGAGGAACAGAAGAAAAUCAAAUCGUCUAAAGAUAAUCUUCAGGCCCAUUGCCAAGCGAUCGCCCGCGAAAAGGAGCAGCUAGAAGAUCAAAUGAAAAAUAAAAACGAUAACGAACUACUCGAUCGAUUGAGAAACGAGAACAAAGAACUGAAAUCGGACAUACUCCAUUUAAAGGAAAAAUACGGUACGAAAGACACCCUGCUCGAACCGAAACCGGCCCAACAAUCGCCCGAAGCCGACGAACAACAAAACGACAAGCCGGUGUUGCCCCAACCCAACAACGAACCGUUCAAAAUCCCUUCGUCGAGCAGCACCUCGUCCAAUUUAAUCGCCCCCAAACCCUCCAAAGCCAAUCUCGGAGCGGCCAGACCUUUACUCUUGCCUUCGAUGACCCCCGAAACGGCCCCGAAGGACGGCAAACUGCCCGACGGAGUAGUCGCGGUGCCCGACAGAAAGGACGACGAGGAGCCCCCCGUGAACGCGCGCUAUCAAAACGCCAAGGACAGCGCCCAGUACAACAACAAAAUGGACGAUAUCAAUCAAAUGCAGAAGCCCAACGAGGGGCCCAAAGGCGACGCUGAUAGGGAGAACGGGGCGCAGGAGGUGUUCGACGCGCCGGCGAACGGGUUGCAAUUCGACAACGAGCAAAUGAAGCAAGCGGAGAAGCCCGAGAAGCUCCCGGGCAAGAAGCACUACGAGCAGGACCAAGGGGAGUACAAAGAGAUGAACGAUGUUCAGCUCGAGGAAAACGACGAUGAUGAUGGGGAUGGAUACGAUGAUCAUGUAGCUAGGCAAAAAGAACCGGCUGUUCGGAAUUGA